AUGCGAAUCGAAGUUUACCCCAAAGUAUCGCCGGAGGUACUCGAGCGUGAGGUUCAGGAUGCCACGCUUCGAGAACUCGCAUGGUUGAUAACGGAAAUACAAGAGAGUCUACUAUCACUUAGAUCCGGGCUGGAAGAAUGUCUAUCGCUGCUUGCGCCCUCGCAGCCGGGGAGCACGCUUGUGCUAUCCACGAGUCGUAGCGAAGGACUUAAGGGAUUCGUAACCAGAGUUGGAAGCGCAAUUGUUAAGGGUGAUAUGCAAGUGAAAAUGCACGGUCUUCCAAAUACCAAAGGCCUGGGUUAUUAUCGUCUCCAACUUGCCUCUCCGCCUUCGGAUUCUACAAGUAACCCCAGUUUCCACCUCCCACAACUUACCGACUGUCGUAACUUCGUUCACUCGGCGUUAACAACCCUCCCUUCUUCUUCCUCUGUCGAAAUACACAAAUCCCUCGGUUUAGAAUCCAAAACCUCCACAGCAAUGAUAGACUCCAAACUCCUCUCUUCCCAACUCGACUCCCUUCUUUCGGAUAUCCAAUCUGCCCGACAGAUCUUAAAAUCUACGCAAAAGCCCAAUUUAUUCCCGUACCAUACCGUCGAUAGUAGUAUAUUCGACCCCCAGUUACCAGAGAACUUAGCUUUGGAUAUUACGAUUCAAGAUGCGGCUAUUGUUACGGAAUUGAGGUUGUUGGAGAAUACGAGUCCCGCGGCUUAUACGGGACUUACGGCGUUGAGUAUGAAUAUUGAUCAACAUUUGUCGAAUUUUAAUUUUAGAGAGAAGAUUGCGGGGGCCUUUAAGGGGAGGAAAGGGUAUGGGAAUAGCGGUGCUGGGGCUACUGGUGCCGGUGGGGAGGAAGAAACGUGUAUGUAUAAGGGGACGGAGGUGAGAGUGAAGGAGAGGAUUAGGGUUGAGAGCCAAGAUCCAAGUUUGAUGAGUGUAGUGGCGAAGUUGGGGGCUUUGGAACAUAAUUUGGCGAUGGGGAGGACGAGUUUGGAGAUUGUGAUGCGUAGUGGGUGUACCGAAUAA
Molecule: messenger RNA, 1023 nt
Organism: Orbilia oligospora ATCC 24927
Lineage: Eukaryota; Fungi; Ascomycota; Orbiliomycetes; Orbiliales; Orbiliaceae
Exons: 3
Coding region: 1-1023 (340 amino acids)
Cellular component (GO): RAVE complex
Source: RefSeq, a predicted model, not a curated record